AACGAUCGCCUACUACAACCAUUCGAGGUCAGUUUGAACAUUGAGAUCAAUACAAUCGAAGCUAUAGCUAUGGGUCGAAAAGGAAAAAAGAGGUCAGAAGCAUUGCGGUCUGAUCGAUCGCAAACACCGAAGAUCGUGGAGAAUAUCAAUGACUCUGAUGACGAAGAAAUUCCUGAAGACGAGGCCUUCAAUUCGGAAGAUGAGCGCCUAUAUGGCCAUUUCUUUGCUGACGAUGGUGAGGAAGACGACGGUGAAAAAAGCAUUUCGUCGACGUCGACGUCGUCUUCGGAGGCGGAGGUUACGAGUGAGGAAGAUGAUGACGACGACGACGAAGAUGGUGGCCAAUACAUGCUUGAUCUAUUGAACAAACUCGACGACUCUGGAACUGGCGACGACAAAAAUAAUGACAAAAUUUCUGUGGCACAAAUGGUCAAGAUUCCAGAAUCUGAUUAUUCCAAUUCMAUCUCCAAGAAAGGCCUAACGUUGGACAACCUGAUGGAGGGCAUUCAAGACACACAAGGCUUCCGAAACUUGCAAAAAUCUUUUUCCUCGAAGCCUUCCACCACACCAGCGCCUUUGGACAAGAAAACCUCGAGCCGUGCAGAGCGAAAGAUUGCAUACGAGGCUCGCUCGAGGGAUAUUUCUAGAUGGGUCGAUGUCAUACAGCAAAAUCGUCAGGCUGAAUCUUUAGAUUUCAAACCUAAGGAACGCACGGGAUUGACGCGAGACAUGUUAGUAGAUAAGUUUAAAGCAAAGACCGACUUUGAAAGGGAAAUUGAAGAAGCAUUAGAAGAAGCAGGACAACAGGAUGAAGAAGCUGUUCUAAAGAAGGAAGAAGAAGCGUUGCAAGAUGAUUUGGGUGCCAAUCGUUUGACUAUGGAGGAAUACAAAAAGAGGCGCGGUCAACUAGCCCAAAUUAGAGCGCUCAUGUUUUACCACGAACGAAAAAGACAUCAGAUGAAAAAAAUCAAGUCUAAAAAGUAUCGCAAGAUUAGAAAGAAACAACGUGACCGUUUGAAGGAGUCUGCCAUUGAAUCAGCUUUGGAGCAUGACCAAGAUCUCGCUCAAGAAUUAAAAGAGAAGGAAGAAGUUGCACGGAUUCAAGAACGGAUGACGCUUGCUCACAAGAAUACUAGUAAAUGGGCAAAGCGUAUCUUGAAGCGGGGUAAGAACGUUGAUAUUGAUACGCGUCGAGCACUUUCAGCACAGCUGAAAAGAGGAGACGAUCUGCGACGCAAGAUGAUGGGCAGUGAUGAAGAAGAUAAUCAUGAUGAUUCGGAAGACGAAAAUCUAAUAGAAUCGGCACGGAAAGUCUUGCAAGAAACGGAAGACGAUUUAGAUCCGACAAACGGAAAAACUGGUCUGUUCAAGUUAUCAUUCAUGCAAAAGGGAGUCCAAAGGCAAAGAGAUCAGGCUCGUGAAGAAGCGCGAAAACUUCUAGGGGAACUCGAAGGCAAUGAAACUGAUGAUUACGAUGAUAUCGUUGAAAACGAAGAAAAGGAAGAUGACCUUGAUGGAAAGGUAGAAAAGACGUUGUCAUCAAAAGAAAUGAGUUCUGUGCUAGAGAAAGGAGAGCUCGUGGCAACACCUUUAGAAUUCGGUAAUUCAAAUGCGAUUGCCACAAGUAAUGGUAUUGAAAUCGAUCUUGACAAAAUGAACAACAGUAGCGAUGCAGAAGUUAGUAAUCAUAAGAGGGUUCCUUCUGUAGCUGCCAACGACGGAAACAGUAAAUACGUUACUUUGAAAGAAUUCGAUAAAGUCUCACCAAAGGCUUUAGAUCACAGGAGCAGUUCGUCAAAGGAAGUGCUGCAGAAAAAAUCAAUGAGUAAGGAAAACAAGAAGGCGUCUAUUGCAGGAAUGAAACAGACUAUGGUUGAGAAUAGUGAUGAUAUCAAUCCAUGGAUGAAUUCGAAAUCGGAGACUAGAAGCAGCAACAAGUCGGCAAAGAAAACCAAGCGAAAAGGGAUCAUAGAUAUAGAAGGAGCUACCGAUAUUUUGGAUGCCGAGAAGCACGACGAUGAGAUGGACAAACAGCGAGUGAAACCAGGUGGAAAAUCUCUUUCAGAAGAAAACGGGAACAGUGAGACCAAAAAGAUAACAUCGUUGACUCAAGAAGAACUCGUUCGUAGAGCAUUUGUUGCUCAGAAUGAAUCGGAGAUUGAAGAAGAAUUCAAGAAAGAAAAGGAAUCCAUUGUCGUCGAAAAUGAUCCAACKCGUAAGGUCGAAAAAGGCCAAGGUGCUUCAGAAGAAGUAGCUGGUUGGGGCUCCUGGACUGGUCAAGGAGCACCGCCUCCAAUGCCUCGAAAAUUGCCCAAAAAGUUACGAGCUCCCAAGAAAAAGGAAGAAAAGCGAAAGCGCUUCGAUGAUUACAAGCCAGACAUUAUUAUCAAUAAAAAGCGAUUGAAGAAGGCRGCGAAUAAGUUUAUGCUGGCAGAUGUUCCUCAACCAUAUGCCUCUCGUGUAGAGUAUGAACACGCGAUGUUGGGUGGCGUUGGACGAGAGUGGAACGUUUCGAGUUCGUUCAAGAAGGUAACUAGACCUGAAAUUCUCACUCGAUCAGGGAAAAUCAUCCAGCCGAUAUCGAAGAGGGCGAAGCAAUCAAGACCUGCCGCUAAGUUUUGAUCGCAAAAUGUUCAAUUCGCAAUAAUUUACACAUGUUCACAUGUUACCGUUUCAAUGCUGUACUUUCKAAAAUUAAACUAGGGUUGCAUAGAACUUCUUAUUUUUUAGUUCGAAUUACUUCGUUUGAAUACAAAGAAUUGGUUUACAAGUGCAUGUGAUGAGUGAUGUUCAAGUUGAGUGUACAAGAUAGAAUAGAGCCGGUUCAAUUCUGAAAUUACUCCGUUGAACGAUGCACCACGUCGAGUACAUGAUGAAAUUAAAAGGAGGAAGCCACCUGCUUCGCUUUGUUCACUAAAGGAAUAGUGAUCGAAAGAACAAUCACCAGAACGAUACCGCCCAAAAGAAGAGUCAUUUUCAAGUUCUUCCAUUGCAUUUGCUUCUUCAGGUCAGUACUUCUUUUCUUGAAGACGGAUGCUUGUUCGUUGAGUUGUUCUGACUUGGCCGCCAUGUCUUCGGCCUUUUCUGUGUUCUUCAGCAUAUCUGCAAUAUUGUCUUGCAUUUGACCCUUCACGGCGUCUACUUGUCCCAAAAUUUUUGACGUCUUAUCAACUGCAGAUGGAUCCUCGAAUUUUUUCGAUACAGCCUGGAGAAUAGACUUCGCCUUUUUCGACAGCGAAUUUUCGGCAGCARUCUUGGCAGCGUCGCCAUACUUUGCAGAAAAAUCAGUGUAGAGAUCUUGCAGCAUACCAAUGGCCACGCGUGACGGAUACUGUGUUCCUGUGAUUGUUGCACAACCUGAGGGUUGACCAUUCAUGUUGAACAAGAUUGAGGGUGAGAAUGCAGUUGAUGCCAAGAUUUUGCGAAGCAGUACUCGUUUCCUCAGAUCCCAUCGAAAACAGAAUCAUAAAGAGUUAUUUUCUUCUGUGGUCAUGGAAAAACGAAGAAUACAAUCAAUACUGUUGCGGAUACCGCCAAAACCAUGUAUUUACGUCACUCUCUAACGGCUACGGAGUCAUCGUGCUGGAUUUACUUACACAGGCCAUCAAUAUCAGCUCCAUAAACAAUCUGGUGCUGAUCUGACUGAACAACCUUGAAUCCUCCGAGAGUACCACUUUGAGAAAGACCGGAGGGUGGGUCAUUGGUUACUACACCCGCCACAGCCUCGGCAUACGACUUAUCGUGGCCACCGUACAAACUGGAAUCUGCUCCUCCAUGAGUUUCGUACUGGCCGGCGUGGUCGUACUUUGCAACGCAGACGGCAGUUCCGCCGCUUCCAAUGCGGUAAAUCAAGGCACAUCGAAGCU
Molecule: messenger RNA, 3866 nt
Organism: Pseudo-nitzschia multistriata
Lineage: Eukaryota; Bacillariophyta; Bacillariophyceae; Bacillariales; Bacillariaceae
Source: the annotation of a GenBank genome assembly